Molecule: messenger RNA, 1222 nt
Organism: Oldenlandia corymbosa var. corymbosa
Lineage: Eukaryota; Viridiplantae; Streptophyta; Magnoliopsida; Gentianales; Rubiaceae
Source: the annotation of a GenBank genome assembly
AUUUUAUUCAUCACUUCUUUUUUUACAAAAAUAAAAAGAAAGAAAGAUAACCAUGGUUCUUAAAAGUUCCUUGUCCUUCUUUUCCAACACGAUGUUUGAUUUUAAUAUGCAUUUAUCUUUUUUUAAUCCCUUUUCUUGGGGAAGGGUUUUCUUUUGAAUUGGUCCAUCGCGACCAUAGCAAAUCUCCGAGUUACGAACCCUCGAAAUCUCAUUAUGAAAGGCAACAUGAUGCAUUUCUUCGUUCAUUUUCUAGGAAAAAUUUUUUCAAGGCACAAGUUACGGGUUCGAUGGAAAAAACCAACAAUGCAAAUGGAGGAUCAAAAGGACAAUCGAGUCAUCCAUAACCAACGUGGCUGGGGAAUACUUGAUAGAAGUCUCUAUCGGAACUCCUCCAUUCACUUUCAUGGCAAUCGUUGACUCCGGCUCUGAUCUAACAUGGACUCAAUUCGAGCCUUGUGCUCAAAGUUACAAGCAAGACACCCUGCUCUUUAACCCUGCAAAAAGUUCAUCUUACAGAAAGUUACGUUGCAACACAACGCUAUGUUCUGAGGCUCGUGAAUGGAAUUGCGACAAGGAACACUCUUGCACAUAUAAGUACUCCUACGUGGAUGGUUCCUUCACUGUAGGCAAUCUUGCUAAUGAAACAUUCACUUUUGGAACAAAUUCUGGAAAGAAAACUUCUAUCCCAACAUUGCUUUUCGAUGCGGGAGUUAGUAUUACUCAAUGGGGAAUAGAAAGUGGUGUGGGUUCUGCAAAUAAUGCUACUAAAAAAACAAAGAUAAUCAACGUGAAUAAAAUAAGUUCUAAUGGUGAUACUGCCGCUGCAGCUGGCCCUAAAAAGGGUGUUAACAUCAUCAUCGAUUCUGGUGUGAAGUUGACUUUUCUUCCUAGACAAUUGGCUACAGAUUUGGAGGCGACUCUGUGCGAAUCUAUUAUUGGCACAAUCUCACCAGAUCCACAAGGACUUUUUAAUCUAUGUUAUAAAACCGGGAAAGGCACGACCUUCCCAGAUAUUGUUGCCCACUUCACUGGCGCUUAUAUCAUCUUACCUACGUUCAAUACAUUCUUGCAAGUCAGUGAUGACUUAAUAUGCUUCACAUUGCUUGGUACUGAUGAUCUUCCAAUCUUUGGGAACUUGUCGCAAGGGGAUUACCUCAUUGGAUAUAAUCUAGUGAAUGGCACGGUUUAUUUUAAACAAAUUGGUUGCUCCAAAGUAAUCUGA